UAAUAUAAUAAAAAACAAUAGCCUAGAAAUAGUAAAAAUAGAGGGCAAAAGUAGCGCAGACCUCAUUUUCGUUCCUUACGCCUUCCGGUCCCUCAACUAUAUCUGUCCCCCAUCCACUUCCGGGGUGCGCCCGUGCGUACUUCCAUUUGCUCCGGGCCGUUGCGGCGGUAACGUGAGACCCAGUUGUGGAAGACGAAGCCGGGUUUGGGGUGCUGCGGUUGGCGGGGGAGGGGGAAGGUUGUUCGGUUCCCCUCCAGCCCUGGACCGGUCUGAAAAUAGGUCCGGCCUGAAAUGGAUACUCACCAAUGGCGACCGUCGCAAUCCCCGUAACUUUGCCGUAAAAGCCGUGGCGUCUCCUUGACCGCUUGGCCGCACCACAGCCCUGCAAGGUGCCUUGCCAAACCAUGGCUAACCAGCAUGACGAGAUGGGGAAGGAUGGCAGUUUUGCCAGCGAGGACCUGGCGGCCGAAGCCAUGGCCGCAGACAUGGACUCCUGGGUGGUCUUUGACGCCCGCAAGACCCCCAAGGCUGAAUUUGAGGAAUGGCUCCAGACUUACCAGCCGUCCCGCGUCUCUCGCUACGGCAACCCGGAGUGCAACACCGAGCCGGUGGGCUGGAUUGCCAUCUACGGCCCCAGCUUCUGCCCAGAAUCUGGCGAUGUCGUAGGUCUUCAAGAAGACUGGGAACGUUUGCAGCUCAGCGGGCGCCACGUGACUUUUGAGUCCAUCAAGGAGCUGGCCCUUAACCGACGGGUCCUGACAGGCAAGUGGCUAAUGCACCUGGACAGUGGCUUCAAAGUGGACCACGCUUGGUGCGGCAUUGCCCGGGCGGUCCUCGAAGGGCGUGUUGGGGUGGCCAAGGUGAGCCCCUGCUGCCCCGACUCGGACCGCAAACACGUCAUCUGCGUGUACACCGAAGACUUCACCAACGAAGAGGAGGUGCUGGUGGCCGAUUCGGUGAUCCGGGCCACGGGGGUCAAGUGCCUCUUAUCCUACAAGCCCGAUGCUUACACCUACCUGGGCAUCUACCGCGACAACCGCUGGCAUCUCUGCCCCACCAUUUACGAAAGCCGCUUCGAUUUGGAGUGCGUCCCCCGCCGCUCGCGUAUCCUUAACAAGGUGAGCAACAACGAAGUGACUUAAAACGCCCCUCCCGGAACGCGGGAGACUCCCAGAGGAAAACUGCACGAAGGCUGGGGACUACAAGUCCCACCAUGCAGUGUGGACUCUCUUUUACUCAAGAGGAGGUAGAUUUGCCCAACGCAGGCGGGCUGCAUCGAUGGGAUUUCUGCCUCUGUCAUGGGGUGCUUCGUUCUGACCGAGGAGCUUAAAAUCUUUUUUUGUGUGACACUAAUGGACGUUUGCAUUUAACAUUAAACCACUAAACUGUGCGUGCCGCACAACCUUGUGCGAUCGGCAUUUAUUGCAAAAAGGGGCCGAACAGAUCACCUCUACCCAUCUUUUUCAGCAGGCCCACAGUAGAAAGACUUGCUUUGCUGCUGUGGUCUAAUUUCUGCCAAUCUCGGGAAAUUGGGGUAGGGGUAGGGUUCAGCCGGUUCGGGUAAACCAACGAUCAGCUGAGAGCGAACCGGUUCCCCGAUCACCGAACUGGUUGCUAAAUCAGGAGGAUCCCACCACUGGGUUGGGGGGGGGGGUUGUUGAGGGGAAGAGCUCAUCACACUCCGAAGGCAGCAUCGAAGAAUUGUGUGUGGUGGGAGAGUAGUUUUGAUGGAGGCGUGCAAUGGAAAGGCUAAGCAAAAAAGGUAGGUUAAUUUUUCUUUCCGCUCUUCUGCUCAGAAUUUUUGUCAUUGAAUUAUUAUUAUUAUUAUUUUGUGGUUCUCGGCUGCGUUCGCCUGCAAUUAAAAUGAAAAUAAAAGGCAUUCUCUUCCCCCUCCUC
Molecule: messenger RNA, 1896 nt
Organism: Thamnophis sirtalis
Lineage: Eukaryota; Metazoa; Chordata; Lepidosauria; Squamata; Natricidae
Gene: CUNH11orf68
Product: chromosome unknown C11orf68 homolog
Source: RefSeq, a predicted model, not a curated record